Messenger RNA from Ruditapes philippinarum (Manila clam), 1002 nucleotides. RefSeq lists its product as uncharacterized. The record is from RefSeq and is a predicted model, not a curated record. Gene Ontology annotation, molecular function: protein binding. Lineage: Eukaryota; Metazoa; Mollusca; Bivalvia; Venerida; Veneridae.
GUUCCUGUAGACUUCCUGAAAUUGAAAAUAUGGCAAAGUUAAACACUCCAAGAACCUAUUAUGAUAUUGGCGAAACAGUUAGCGAUUUCACGUGUAGUCCUGGACAUUUUUUAUCAUCCGAUAAGGGAAUGACAUGCCAGAAUAAUGGAACAUGGUCCGAUGUUAUAACGUGUGUAAAAGGUAUAACAUAUCUAAUCAGUGCGAAAACAGGAACACGUCAUGGUGCUGGUACAGAUGCCAAUGUAUACAUCUCUUUGAUCGGAUCUGGAGGAAGUACAGGAACAAUUGAUUUUUCGGGAACAUUUGAAUCUGGUGAUGUCGACGAAAAAGCAAUAUUUGCUAAAGAUAUACGUCCCAUACACAAGAUACAGAUUGGACAUGAUGGUAGAAGUUGGCAUGGUAUGUUAUCUAGUUGGGACCUGGAAUAUAUCUCAAUAUAUGUUAAAGAUGUGGAAGAAUUUUAUGUUUUUAGAAAUAAUUUGAAACAAUGGGUGGAGAAAGACAACGAUAUGACUUUGUACAGGGAAGGAAAUGCAACUUGCAUCAGCUCGUUUGAUAAGGAACUGUUGAGGUAUCCUGACUUUCAAAAAGUUCAUUAUAUACGACUUGGGCGUGGUGGACCAAUGUCGCUACGAACAUGUAAACAGUCAUGUGUAAACUGGAAGGACGAAACAACACAAAAACAAUGUGCAUCAGUGUAUUAUAGUCAUGUCUACAAAGCAUGCACUGGUUUCACCUUUAAAGACCACUUCAUUCCUGUAAAGCAAGACUGGCUAGGAAGAGUAUAUGUAAGAACAUGUAAGAAAUAAUGACUGAGUCAAAAGGAAACAAGUAGAUAGUUUUUGACCUGGUUGUUCCAUCAGAGGAUUCUAAUUACCUAUCUAAAUGUCAAUUACUUGUGCGUUACAUAACUAUCAAGUUUAGAAUUUGGUUUCAUGAGCUACAAUUUCAUCUUUUAAGACAUUAAGUUUGUUACUUAAACAGUAAAUAAAAAAAAUAACA